AUGCACCCAGACAGCUUCUACCGCAUCCGCCUCCUCAAGGACCUCUUCCGCAUCGUCGCCGUACCAUGCCUACUUCUCUCCGCUCUCCUCCGAAUAUUCGACCGCAAUCCCGGGCUGCUAACCCUCCCUCUCCAUUUUCUCUUCCUCGUCGCAUCCGCCCUCUCCAGAAAUCACUACUGGGACUGGGUCCAUGCCCGCGAAGCUACUCGCCUCGGCGCCGUCCAGAUUCCCCGUGUCCGCGGAAAGUGGCCAGGGAAUAUCGACAUUUACUUUGGCCUCGUCAAGGCCGCCCAAUCCAGGUCCCUUGGAUCCUACCAGCUCGACCUAUUCGAACAGUACCAGUCCACCACCCUUAAUCUUCGCCUCCUAUGGCAGGACCUCAUCAUCACCAUGGACGCGAAACACAUACAGGGUAUCCUCGCCACUGGCUUCAACAACUUCUGGAGAGGUCCCCGCCAAAAAGAACGCCUUGAGGUCUUUUUAGGCGAAGGCAUCUUCAAUCGCGAUGACGACUCUUGGAAAGCGCACCGAGCCCUUGCGCGCCCCUUCUUCGCCCGCGACCGCAUUACCGACUUUGAGCUCUUCGAGCGCUACACCACAACCACGCUCGCCCUCAUCUCAAAAUUCGCUGCCACCGGCCGUCCCAUCGACGUGCAGGACUUGUACGCCCGCUUCACCCUUGACGCCGCCUCCGAGUUCCUCUUUGGUAAGAAUGUCGCCACUCUUGCCAGUCAGCUCCCCGAGCCUGGCCGUGCACGCAUGGGCGCCAUGGGCUCCGCCACAGACGACGCCUUUGGCGCGUUCGCUCAGGCAUUCGAGGCCGCCCAGGUCCGCGUCAUCACCCGUGCCCGCCGCGGCUACUUUUGGCCCGCGUUUGAGUUCUUUUUCCCGGACCCUCAAGUCCGCUUCCGCCGCACCAUCGACCGCUGGGUCAGCCCCCUCGUCGAAGAUGCCCUUGACAACAGAUCCUCCAUGCGCAAGGCUGGCUUAAAAAGCUCCCUCGACCAGAGCGUCUUUCUCGAGUAUCUCGCUGACAGCACUGAAGACCGCAAAGUCAUCCAAGAUCAACUGCUCAACAUUCUGCUCGCGUCCAGAGACACCACAUCGUCCCUCCUCACUUCCAUCACGUACCUCCUUAGUGAACAUCCUGAUGUCACGCGAAAGCUGCGCGCCGAAGUCCUUGCACACUGCGGCCCCGAAGGUGCCCCCACCUUCGCCACCAUCAAGUCCAUGCGAUACAUGCGCGCAGUCAUCAACGAGACCCUACGGUUAUUUCCUCCUGUGCCCACUAACGCGCGUGAGAGCCGCCCGCAGGCGUCGUUGCUCCCCGAGUCUGACGGCACCUACCACGCGCCCGCGCGCCCGCUCUACGUCCCUCCCUCGACGCCCUUCCAGUACCUCUCCUUCCUCACCCAGCGCAACCCCGCGCUCUGGGGUGCCGACGCGGCCGCGUUCGACCCCGAACGCUGGCUCGACGCGCGCCUCGCGACGUUCACCGCGAACCCGAUGAUCUUUACGCCCUUCAGCGCCGGGCCACGCAUCUGCAUCGGCCAGAACUACGCGCUCAACGAGGCCUCGUGCUUCCUCGUGCGUCUCCUCCAGCAGUUCGACUCGUUCGCUCUCGCCCCCGACGCCCAGCCCGCCGGGUCGCUGCCCCCGCCCGCGUGGAAGGCCGGCCGCGGGCGCGACCCCGUCGAGAAAAUAUGGCCGCAGGCGGCCCUCACCGCGUUUGUAAAGGGCGGCCUCUGGGUGCGCUUUGGCAGGGCCGCGCGGUGA
Messenger RNA from Fibroporia radiculosa, 1776 nucleotides. RefSeq lists its product as uncharacterized. Gene Ontology annotation, molecular function: oxidoreductase activity, acting on paired donors, with incorporation or reduction of molecular oxygen; iron ion binding; heme binding. Lineage: Eukaryota; Fungi; Basidiomycota; Agaricomycetes; Polyporales; Fibroporiaceae. The transcript is spliced from 10 exons. The coding region runs from base 1 to 1776 and encodes 591 amino acids. The record is from RefSeq and is a predicted model, not a curated record.